AGCUGGAGAAGGAGGCGGAGGCAGUGGCGACCGCGAGGGGAGGGGGAGUCCCGUCUGACUGAGACGGCAGGCUUGGGCGGGCGGGGGUGCCGCUCUGGGCGGAGCGCCGGACAGGGGGAUGAGCUCAGCAGGCUCAGAGCGCCGCGGCAUUCAGCCCCUCGUGUCCCGCCGCUGAGCGUGAGAGGGGUCUGGCGCCGUUCCUCGAGCCCGACCGGCUGUUUGCGCGGGGGCCGGCGGGGAGUAUUUCUCAAACUCUGAGGCCUGCAGAAUUCACAAAUUGAGAUCUGGUAUUAUUUUCAGACAAAAAUCUUCAGUAAUGUAUGUGACCUUAUGUAAUGGAAGAUGAUUGAAGACAAGGGACCUCGUGUUGCCGACUACUUUGUAGUAGCAGGAUUAACUGAUGUUUCAAAGCCUCUUGAGGAAGAAAUUCACUUCAAUGAUGCCUGUCAUAAAGUAGCUAAACCAAAAGAACCUAUCACAGAUGUUUCAGUUAUCAUUAAAUCUCUUGGGGAGGAAGUGCCACGGGAUUAUAUUUGCAUUGAUGUUACCCCAACUGGAUUGUCAGCAGAUCUCAAUAAUGGGAGUCUUGUGGGGCCCCAGAUUUACCUUUGCUAUAGAAGAGGAAGAGAUAAGCCACCACUUACAGAUCUAGGGGUUUUAUAUGACUGGAAAGAAAGAUUGAAACAAGGCUGUGAAAUUAUUCAAAGUACUCCUUAUGGACGCCCUGCAAAUAUUAGUGGCAGUACCUCAUCACAAAGGAUUUAUAUCACUUACCGAAGAGCUUCUGAAAACAUGACUCAGAACACACUGGCUGUCACAGACAUAUGUAUUAUUAUCCCCAGUAAAGGGGAAAGCCCACCACACACAUUCUGCAAAGUUGACAAGAAUCUCAAUAACAGUAUGUGGGGAUCUGCAGUAUACUUAUGUUAUAAAAAAUCAGUGGCAAAGACCAACACUGUAUCUUACAAAGCUGGUCUAAUUUGUAGAUACCCUCAAGAAGAUUAUGAAUCGUUCUCACUACCAGAAUCUGUUCCCUUAUUUUGUUUACCAAUGGGUGCAACUAUUGAAUGUUGGCCAUCAAAUAGCAAAUACCCGCUGCCUGUAUUUUCUACAUUUGUGUUAACUGGAGCCUCAGCAGAAAAGGUCUAUGGUGCUGCUAUUCAGUUUUAUGAACCAUAUCUUGAGGAGAAUCUCACAGAAAAACAGAGACUUCUUUUAGGCUUAUCUUUGGCAGAUUGGAAGUCUGAUAGUUCCAAAACAAUUCACACUAACAAAUGCAUCUGUCUUCUUUCUCACUGGCCUUUUUUUGAUGCAUUCAGGAAGUUUCUGACUUUUCUGUAUCGUUAUUCUAUCUCUGGACCUCAUGUCCUUCCAAUUGAGAAGCAUAUUUCUCAUUUUAUGCAUAAAGUUCCUUUUCCAUCUCCUCAGAGACCACGGAUUUUAGUUCAGUUAUCACCACAUGAUAAUUUGAUUCUCAGUCAGCCUGUUUCUUCACCUCUUCCACUGAGUGGUGGCAAGUUUUCAACACUACUUCAGAAUCUAGGUCCUGAAAAUGCUGUGACACUGCUUGUGUUUGCGGUAACAGAACAUAAAAUUCUUAUCCAUUCCUUACGGCCUUCUGUGCUUACUAGUGUGACAGAGGCAUUAGUAUCUAUGAUUUUCCCUUUCCACUGGCCAUGCCCAUAUGUUCCUCUCUGCCCACUGGCCUUAGCAGAUGUCUUGAGUGCACCAUGUCCGUUCAUAGUGGGGAUUGACUCAAGAUACUUUGAUCUCUAUGAUCCUCCGCCAGAUGUCAGUUGUGUUGACCUAGAUACCAACACCAUUUCUCAAACUGGUGAAAAGAAGAAUGUAGCCUGGAAGAUUCUUCCAAAGAAGCCAUGUAAAAAUCUGAUGAACACACUGAAUAAUUUGCACCAGCAGCUUGCUAAAUUGCAGCAGAGACCAAGAGAUGAUGGACUAAUGGAUUUAACAAUGAAUGACUAUGAUUUUAAUUCUGGAAAGAGGUUACACAUGAUAGAUUUGGAAAUCCAAGAGGCAUUUUUAUUUUUCAUGGCUUCUAUUUUAAAAGGAUAUAGAUCAUACUUAAGGCCAAUAACACAAGCCCCAUCUGAAACAGCAACAGAUGCAGCCUCUCUUUUUGCCCUGCAAGCUUUCUUAAGAAGCCGGGACCGAUCACAUCAAAAAUUCUAUAACAUGAUGACCAAAACACAAAUGUUUAUUCGCUUUAUUGAGGAAUGUUCUUUUGUCAGUGAUAAAGAUGCAAGCCUGGCAUUUUUUGAUGAUUGUGUAGAUAAAGUAGAUAUGGACAAGAGUGGUGAAGUACGACUCAUAGAACUGGAUGAGUCUUUCAAAAGUGAACACACUGUUUUUGUAACACCACCUGAGAUACCCCAUCUACCCAAUGGUGAAGAACCCCCUUUACAGUACAGCUAUAAUGGGUUUCCAGUUCUUAGGAACAAUUUAUUUGAGAGACCUGAAGGAUUUCUACAAAUGCGGAAGAAUAAAUUACCUUCAAAAUCAAGUAGUCCUAAUAGCCCUUCUCCCAUGUUCAGAAGAACAAAACAGGAAAUUAAAUCAGCCCAUAAAAUUGCCAAGAAGUAUUCUUCUAUCCCUCAGAUGUGGUCUAGGUGCCUACUGCGCCAUUGUUACGGGCUGUGGUUUAUUUGUCUGCCAGCUUAUGUGAAAGUGUGUCAUUCCAAAGUCAGGGCUCUGAAAACAGCCUAUGAUGUGCUAAAAAAAAUGCAGUCAAAGAAGAUGGAUCCACCUGAUGAGGUGUGCUACCGCAUUCUUAUGCAGCUCUGUGGGCAGUAUGAUCAGCCAGUACUUGCAGUUCGAGUACUAUUUGAAAUGCAGAAAGCUGGUAUUGACCCCAAUGCAAUUACUUACGGUUAUUAUAAUAAGGCUGUUUUGGAAAGUACCUGGCCUUCAAGAAGUCGUAGUGGCUAUUUUCUCUGGACAAAAGUAAGAAAUGUUGUUUUAGGAGUAGCACAAUUCAAAAGAGCUUUAAAGAAGCAGGCACACUUAUCACAAACAACUCUUUCAGCAGAUGGCAGUGACCUGGAUACUGUUAGUCAUGGCAGCAUGGAUAGUGGUCAUGGGACACACACUGUGGAGCAGGCAUCUUUUAAUACGGGUUUAAUCAAAAUGUAUGCUACUGAUGAUAGAUCUAGUACAGGUGGCCAGUCUGAUCUUGGAUAUAAUUCAUUGUCUAAGGAUGAAGUUAGACGAGGGGAUGCAUCUACUGAGGAUAUUCAAGAAGAAAAAAAUAAAAAAGAGAGUGAUUCUAGUUCCUUAUCAGAGAACGAGAGUGCAAAAGGAAGUGCUGACUGCCUUCCUAAGCUCAGUUGUCACUGUUCUUCCAAUAUAGUCCGCCUCAAUGGCACAAGUAAUAACAAUGCUGAUAAAAUAUCAGGAGAAUGCACAGAAAGCAUACCUGAGCAGCUCAUAAUGUCAACUCUUGAGGAUACAAAUGAAACAGGAAACAUUCAAAGUAGAUGCUUCAGGAAAAGACAUAAAAGUGACAAUGAACCUAAUUUGCAGCAGCACUUGGCCUGGGGAACUAGAAACCUUAAUCUUAGUGGAGGUGUAUUGAUGGGAUUUAUGCUGAAUAAAAUUAACCAAGAAGCAAACCCUGGAGAUAUAGUUGAAAAAUUAGGAGCCGAUGCAAAAAUUCUUUCAAAUGUUAUCUCAAAUAGCACAAGGCCAAAUAGUCUUGAUAUUGGAAAGCCACCUUUAAGAUCAAAAAGAAGCAGUCUAGAAAAGGAAUCUAGUGAUGAUGAUACACCUUUUGAUGGUCCUAGUUGUUUGGCAGAUAAAAUGGAUUCUGCUGUUAUUUUUGACUUAGAAGAUUUAGACAAUGAAGCAGACAGAUCAAAAGUAGGAUAUGUUGCUACACAAAAUCCCAGGAGGAUUCAACGUAUGAACAGCAGCUUUUCAGUAAAGCCUUCUGAAAAAACUGAUGUUGCAACAGGAUUUGACCCCCUCUCUCUUCUGGUUGCUGAGACUGAGCAGCAGCAAAAAGAAGAAGAGGAGGACGAUGAAGAUGACAGCAAAAGCAUUUCAACACCAUCUGCUAGGCGUGAUUUAGCUGAAGAAAUUGAGAUGUAUAUGAAUAACAUGAGCAGUCCUUUGACAAGUCGUACACCGAGCAUUGAUUUACAACGAGCUUGUGAUGAUAAAUUAACCAAUAAGAAAAGUCCAACAUUGGUCAAGGCAGGCAGAAGAUGUAGCCUGCCUCCUAAUUCUCCUAGGCCCGUGAGACUUACUAAAUCUAAAAGUUACACAAAAAGCGAGGAGAAAACAAGGGAUAGACUCUGGUCUUCUCCAGCUUUCUCACCUACUUGCCCAUUUAGGGAUGGAUCUCAAGAUACAAUAACCUAUCCAUCACCUUCAUUUAAUUUAGAUACAUUGCUAGUACCAAAACUAGAUAUUCUAAGGCAUAGUAUGUUCACUGCUGGAAAAGGAGUUGCAGAGAAAGCAAGCAAGUGGUACUCAAGAUUCACCAUGUAUGCUACAUCAUCCAAGGAUCAAAGUUCUGAUCGUACCAGUCUUUCUUCAGUGGGAGCCCAGGAUUCUGAAUCUACCUCUUUGACAGAUGAAGACGCCUGCCAUGAGUUGGAAGGAGCCACUUCCUCCCAAGAGAGCAGUGCCACUUCCGGGACCAAGGGAAUUGAUCUCAGCCGGACCAGCCUGGAAAGUUCUGCCUCCUUAGAAGGAUCCCUCUCAAAGUUUGCCUUAUCUGGGAAAUCAGAAGUGCUAUCUUCUCUGAACACGAGUAAUGCAAAUAUCUUCCAGAACUAUGCAAUGGAGGUUCUCAUUUCAAGUUGUUCUCGGUGUAGAACUUGUGAUUGUCUUGUUCAUGAUGAGGAAAUCAUGGCUGGCUGGACAGCAGAUGACUCAAACCUCAAUACCACAUGCCCAUUCUGUGGCAAUCUUUUCUUACCCCUUCUGAAUAUUGAAAUUAGAGAUUUGAGACGACCUGGAAGAUAUUUUUUGAAGUCAAGCCCAUCAACAGAAAAUAUGCACUUUCCAUCCUCCUUUUCAAGUCAGACGAAGCACUCUUGUAUUUCAACGUCUGCCUCUGGACUUGACGUAUCUGCUCUCUCUGUUCAAGGGAAUUUUGAUCUAAAUAGCAAAUCUAAACUACAAGAAAAUUCCUGUGCCCGAAGUAUUCAGAUCCCUGCUAAUAGAUCAAAAACAGCUAUGUCAAAAUGUCCAAUAUUUCCAAUGGCCAGGAGUAUUAGUACUUAUGGCCCCUUGGACAAAGAAGAUAAUGGUGGACAGAAGCUCAUUCCUACAGGCAGCCUGCCAGCUAGUUUACAAGGAGCCACUGAUUCUUUGGGAUUAGAAUGGCACCUUCCAAGUCCAGAUCCUGUCACUGUUCCGUAUCUUAGUCCAUUAGUAGUAUGGAAGGAACUUGAGAGCUUAUUGGAAAAUGAAGGUGAUCAUGCAAUAACGGUGGCAGACUUUGUGGACCAUCAUCCAAUUGUUUUUUGGAACCUGGUGUGGUAUUUCAGACGUCUUGACUUGCCCAGUAACUUACCUGGAUUGAUUCUUUCUUCUGAGCAUUGUAACAAGUAUUCAAAGAUUCCCCGCCACUGUAUGUCUGAAGAUAGCAAAUAUGUUUUAAUACAAAUGUUAUGGGACAAUAUGAAAUUACAUCAGGAUCCAGGGCAGCCUCUGUACAUCCUCUGGAAUGCCCACAGUCAAAAUCGUACUCUUUUGUUUGAGACUCAGAAGUAUCCAAUGGUGCAUUUAUUGCAAAAAAAAGAUAACUCAUUUAACCAGGAACUAUUGAAAAGUAUGGUAAAAAGCAUUAAAAUGAAUGAUGUUUAUGGACCAAUGAGUCAGAUUUUAGAGACACUGAGUAAAUGUCCACAUUUUAAAAGACAAAGGAGUUUAUACAGAGAAAUACUGUUUCUUUCACUUGUGGCACUGGGAAGAGAAAAUAUUGAUAUAGAUGCAUUUGACAAGGAAUACAAGAUGGCAUAUGAUCGUCUCACACCUAGUCAAGUCAAGAGUACGCACAACUGUGACAGACCACCAAGCACGGGGGUGAUGGAAUGUCGAAAAACCUUUGGAGAACCUUAUCUUUAAGAUGUGUGUGUGUAUAUUGUAUAGUCACUGUAUAAAAUAACACUUUUAGAUGCUAAACUUUUUUCUUCAAAUUUUAAGAAUGCAUUUGUAAAUGAUUUGGAAGGUUCAGACAGCUUAUGUACAGAAUGUUUUCUGAAGAGAGUAGUAACAAAUAGGGAAGGAGCCACUUUGUUUCCCAUUUCUUUUUUCUUUGACUCCCCUAUAAUAAGUAAUUAAGUAUUUUUGUGAUGAGGAAAUCCUAAACAGAAUUGAUUGCCAUAAAAUAAGACAAACGUUUUAUGGUUUCUCUUGAAAGAGACAUAAAAACCAUGUGUGGAACCAAAACAGCAAUGUAAGAUCAAAGUAUCUCCUGUUUUCAUAGACUCUUCAAAUGUUUUGACCAUGAAAUUGUAUUAUACAUAUUUUAAAUUGUUUAUAGUAAGUUGAUAUUUUUUUAAUUUUUAAAAUUAAUAUAGCAAACUUAAAAUGAAUUUAAACUUAUGACACAAGCAAGUGUUUAUUUUCCUUGUCUGCUGCUAUUCAAAGUAAUUAGUACAGCUACAGAUCUCUAUAGAUCUCUCUAUGUACAUCUAUAUAUAUAUAUUUUUUAUUACUUGGGAGAAUGAAUUUUAAAGUGUCAGUGCUAGUGUCGCCAUCACCCUAGGAUUGCAUGUUAGCACCCCUCCACCUGAUGGCAGAGUCAUGGUGAGGGCGGUGUGUGCUUCCCCUCUGGGCUCACUGAGCCUUGUGGAAGGCGAGCCAGAGGUUCACUGUACAACAGCUCCAUAUUCUCCUCUGUUGCUAAUAGAUACCUACAGUACACAGGGAAAACAGCUCACAAUCCAAAUAGCAAUUUAAAUUUUAAUACUCUCCUUGAGAGUACAUUGGAAAUAUGACAGUUGACUCUAUUCCAAAUUUCAUCCUUAUUUUACUAUCUAAAAUGUUGAGCAUGAUACAAAGUAUACUAUAAAAUAUUUAUCUGAAACGAUUACUGGGGUAUUCUGUUAAUAGUAUAUAUAAAUAUUCAAAGUAUUUUUUUGAAAGUAGAAAAAUCAUAACCCUCUAAAAGUACAGCCAGGUAGAAUUUCCCAUAUUGAGGAAUUUAGCUUUUUCAACAAGCUUCAGAAUCUGAAGUUUGUGGAAUCUAAAAGGCAGAAAUAAUCCAGGAGUCAGAAAAUAAAUUGAAUGUUUAAACACCGGGAGUGUUAAAUUGAUUUUGAAAAUAUGUUUUAGUCACAUCAUUUCCAGUAUCAGUUUCUUUGGGUAAUUUCUGAUAAGGAAAAAGCAUCCCUUGCCGUUAGAAUUAUUUACUAUAUGUAUUCAAUACAUGUGUGCAUUUGCACAGACUGCCAUUUAUCAAAGAGGUCUCUAGCCAAUUUUAAAGAAGAAAAAAAUGAUGGUCCCAAAUUGGAGUGUAAAGUCAGCUGAGUCCACGAUGCUUACACUGGAAAUAACUUGGAGCCCUGAGGCUUAGAAUUGGUUUAUCUGCAGAAAAACUACCUUUUGAAUUCAUGCCAUUAUUGAGUUGCACCAAACUAAAACAUUCCACAGCUUUUUUACUCUGACAAAUAAUGGAAAGAGUUUAAAAACUUCAGUUCAAUUAGGUUGGGGCUGAACUUGCUUACUUGAAAAAUCUGGUGCUAUGCACAUUCUAUCUGCCUCUCCUAUGUAAAUACCACUCACUCCAUUCUUGGUCUUUACUGUUCAGAUCCAGCCUUCACAUUCUAACUGACUCUUGUGCUCUAUAAGUCAUUAGAAAGUUGUCAGCUUAGAGUAACAUUUGAUAGAGGAAGCUUUUGGUGUUGGUGGUAUGCAUCCAUCCAAACAGGAUUCUGGGGUUCUCUUCUGGUUUUCUUUGUUGUUUCUGUGUUGUUCCCUUCUAAGAACAGCUUACACUGUUACUUACUUUUUCUGUAAACAAUAUGUAGAAAUCAUACUUAAUUGAUUUCAGAUAUCUGACAAAAAAAGUAAGGCAAAGCCCAUUCUUUAUGGUUAAAACUCAUUUGGAAAAGUGAAUGUAAUUUUUAUCUCCUCCUUCCCAUCCUGAGUUUUAUUUUUGUUUCUGACUUUUGAUAGAGUUUUGUUUCCCCUAUUUUUUUUUUUUUUUUUGGUACCGGGGACCGAACUCAGGUCCUUGCGCUUGCGCAGCAGGUGGCAAAACCACUGAGCUAAAUCCCCAGCCCUGUUUCCCCUAUUUUUAAUCCGGAGAGAAUAUUAUUGCAAAAAGUCUUUAAAAAUAAAACCUGGAUCUGGAGAUGUGGCUCAGUUGUAGAGCACUUGCCUAGCAUGGGUGAGACCCUGUGUUUAAUCUCCAGCACUGCAAAAAACAAACAAAAAUAAAACCUGAAACAUGAGUAGAAAAUGGUACACCCUGCUCCAAAGAGAAUUACAACAGGGAUCAUCCUUUAAAUAAUGCUGUACAAACUUUUCAGUUUUCUCUCUGUUGACCAUACAUUUUGAAGAAUCAUGGCCAAUGAUGUUUGAGAGAGAUGCCCUUUAUCAUGUUCUCUCUUUAUUUUCUUACUCAGUUUUGCUUAUAUGUUUAAAUUGUUAAAAAAAUAAAUCCUGCUCUGUACUAGUAAUAUUUGUUUACUUCUUCCUCUCAUUAUGUCUGAGUGUCACUCUUUGGUAUUUUAUAUUUCAGAUUUCAACUUUUUCCUCCUGUUACCAGAUAGGGAGUUAUGCAGCUGUUAAUCUCAUUUUAUCUUUAUUUCUGAUUCUCCUAAAGUGUUUUUUUUCCUUUAAAACUCUAAAACUACAAGCUUAUUUUAAAGUUUUCUAAUAUGUCUCCCCAUUUUUGUAUGUAGAGAAAUGGCCCUGGAAAAUGUUGGCUCAACAUUUUAGACAAUAAAUACUUAUUUUUACUUAAUGCUUAUAAUUACUAUUAUACUUUAUUGCAACUAGCAAGUGUUAGCUCUUUAUAGAAGUUAUGUUGCAUUUUUAAACACUUUGUGGCAGGUAGAAAGAAAAUACUUGCUCAGUAAUGUGCCAUAGUCCAGCUUUAUUUUUACUUCUUCUACUAGCACAUAAAAAGUUGCUGUUAGGCACUUCAAUCUCAGAGCAAGAAGGGAGAGACCAGACUGCCUCUCUAAGAGGACCCUUGCCUUUGUGCUAGUUAGCAUGCUCUGCCCCUUCCUGUUUGGAUGUUAACACUAAGCUUCAUUUCGGAAUGGAAAUCUAGCAGCUACAAGCCAGUUUACCUUAAUAUUCUCAGUACUUAGUGUCUUAUCAUCCUUUCAUGUUACCAUACACCAUCUUCCUCUGACCUCAACAAAAACACAUUUGCUGGAGGAAUUGUUUUUGUUUAUAAUAGUAGCAGUGCACAAAUCAAUAUAGGAAUCUUUCUCAUUCCAAAAGUCUUUACACAUGUCCUUUUAUUCUGAGAUGGUAACAGACUCUUCUGAUAAAGUUACUGUUACCUUUCCACAACUGCCAUCCUUUGGCAGUUGAAUUUGUUUUGAAUUUGUUUUGUUUUUAUUUUGGUACCAGAGAUCAAACUCAGGACCUUGCGCUUGCAAGGUGGACACCGGAACUGCUGAGCUAAAUCCCCGGCCCUCCAUGCUUUUGAAUUUAAAGAAUUUUUUUUUUGAGACAGAGUCUAACUAUGUAGUUCAGAUGGCCUUGAGCUCACUGUGGAGAACAGGCUGGCCUCAAACUCACAGCAAUCCUCCUGCCUCAGCCUACUGAUUGCUAGGACUACAGGUGUGCAUCAUCCCCCUGCUAAAGAUUUUCUUUUCAAAUUUAGUACUGUGAUAAACACAGGAUAACUGAUGGACUUUUCUACAAUUAAAAUUUUCCAGAUUGUGUUUGCUCAUCACGGUGAAGGACUUGAACACCAGAAAUGCACCUUUGGUUGUGCAGGAGACUUAUGCCAGGGUAACCUGCCAAGCUCUAGUAACCCCGGGGGAUGGACAAGCCUGUCCAUGAGUCCUAUCUUUGCAUCUUUUAGAGUGACAAGUCCCUGAAUACAAUGCAGGCUGCACCUACAGGGGACCCUCCCACAAAAAAGGGGUCAGAACCAAGGGUAUUCAUUGGCACAUACAGCCCACCAGUUUAUCUCUGUGUAUUUACCAGAUUGUGCCCUAAAUAUUAAAUCCUAAUUCCUACCCAUUUUGGUACUAUUUUUAAAUUAUAAUUAUGAUAUAAGCAGUGUGAUUUGAAAAGAAAAACCUCUAAUUUGGGGGUUUUUUGUAUUUUUUGGUGGGGGGUACCAGGGAUCAAAGUCGGGACCUUGAGCUUCCGAGGCAGGCAAGGCACCACUGAGCUAAAUCCCUGGCCCUAAUUUGAUUUUUUUAAAAGUUAUUUUCAGAUCUAUUAAUGACCAUACAAUAUAAUGUUCAAAAUGUAUAAUAACAGUUUAAACAUAUCAAUUUUCAAAACUUUGAAAUAGGUCUUUUUUCAGGAACUAUAUAGAAUCUUAGCCCAUUUUACACUUUCAAAAAUCUAGCACAAACCUAUUACCAGGGCCAUCAAGGAAAUGCAACCCCAAGAGGGACAAAGUCACCCAUCACACCCAUCAGCCUUUGUCUUCCAGUUCAGACACCUGCGUGGUAACAACAUUAAGACUUUCUAGGCUGAAUGAAUGACCUCUAAUUUGCCCCAGGUAACUAUACAGAUCAUUUGACCUGUCCAGUGAGAGUGCCAAAAAAUAUUAUCUUGACAUUUUUUAAAUGGUGCUUUACCUCUAAAAAGGUAUGAUGUUAGUUAAGUUAUGGAUUUGUAAAUGUACAAUAAAAAUUGAUCCUUUAGAAGUUA
This is a messenger RNA of Heterocephalus glaber (naked mole-rat), 10830 nucleotides long. It is a transcript of the gene Dennd4a, whose product is annotated as DENN domain containing 4A. Gene Ontology annotation, biological process: regulation of Rab protein signal transduction. Lineage: Eukaryota; Metazoa; Chordata; Mammalia; Rodentia; Bathyergidae. Gene Ontology annotation, molecular function: protein binding. Gene Ontology annotation, cellular component: cytoplasmic vesicle. The record is from RefSeq and is a predicted model, not a curated record.